GCAGUGUACAAUGUCGGACAUAUAGUGAAAACAUAACAUAAACGGCAAAAAAAUGGCGGCGAAGAGAAUCGGGGUGGUGGGCGGUGGCCAAAUGGGAUCGGGAAUAGCCCAAGUGGCGGCGAUGCAUGGGAUCGACGUUUGGCUCCUUGAUGUUGAUCCUCAAGCUCUUUCCAGAGCAGAGUCCUCCAUCUCUGCUUCCAUCAACCGUCUUGUUUCCAGAAACCACCUCUCUCAGGGUGUAGGUACUGAUGCUUUGAAACGUCUGCGGUUUACCUCAAAUUUGGAAGAGUUCCAUAUGGCUGAUUUUAUUAUUGAAGCCAUUGUAGAAUCUGAAGAUAUAAAGAAAACUUUAUUUGUUCAACUAGACAAGAUUGCUAAGAGUUCUGCAAUUUUGGCAUCAAACACAAGUUCUAUCUCUGUGACUCGUCUAGCAUCUUCUACAAGCAGGCCUAGUCAGGUGAUAGGAAUGCAUUUUAUGAAUCCUCCUCAUGUGAUGAAAUUGAUUGAGAUUGUGCGAGGUGCAGACACUUCUGAUGAGACAUUUGCUGCUACAAAAGCAUUAUCAGAGAGGCUUGGCAAGACAGUAAUAACCUCCCAGGAUUAUUCAGGCUUCAUAGUAAAUCGUAUCCUUAUGCCUAUGAUAAACGAAGCAUUUUUUGCACUCUACACUGGUGUUGCAACCAAAGAGGAUAUUGAUACAGGAAUGAAGCUGGGUACUAACCAUCCAAUGGGUCCUUUAGAGCUUGCAGACUUCAUUGGAUUGGAUGUGUGCUUGUCAAUAAUGAAAGUUCUUCAUGCUGGUCUUGGGGACAAUAAAUAUGCACCCUGCCCUCUACUUGUGCAGUAUGUUGAUGCUGGCAAACUUGGAAGAAAACGAGGUUUUGGUGUAUAUGACUAUCGAAAAGAGCCAAGGUCUAUAAAAUCACCUUCUCGACUCUAAAAUGUUUGGUUUCCUUGAUAGAGUAAGUUUGAAAAACCCCAUGUGAAAUAUAGUUUUAAUAGCUGAAGGCUAUUGUGAUAAGACUAAUUUAUACAGAAGGACAUGGAUACAAAAUAAUUGUAAGAACUAUAUAGAUCAAGAUGCUGUAUUGGCAAGAGCGUGACAGUGAAAGUUCGAUAGGUUCAUGUUGCAAAUUAUUUAGAUUAAUUCAGAAACAGAUCAAGAAGGAUUAUCACUAGUUGAAUUGGUGAUCAUAACUAAAAUCAAACUUGAGCCUAGUGAAACUAGUGUUCAAUUAUCCAGGCCCAGAACAGUGCAUAAGAAGUGUGCUGUGUAGUGUA
Molecule: messenger RNA, 1281 nt
Organism: Gastrolobium bilobum
Lineage: Eukaryota; Viridiplantae; Streptophyta; Magnoliopsida; Fabales; Fabaceae
Exons: 4
Coding region: 53-940 (295 amino acids)
Biological process (GO): fatty acid metabolic process
Molecular function (GO): oxidoreductase activity, acting on the CH-OH group of donors, NAD or NADP as acceptor; NAD+ binding
Source: RefSeq, a predicted model, not a curated record